Messenger RNA from Yamadazyma tenuis ATCC 10573, 1662 nucleotides. RefSeq lists its product as uncharacterized. The record is from RefSeq and is a predicted model, not a curated record. Lineage: Eukaryota; Fungi; Ascomycota; Pichiomycetes; Serinales; Debaryomycetaceae.
AUGCAAUUCAUACAACCACUGAGUAUUUCUCCAGUGCACUAUGACACCUCCAGAGCGAGCGUUGACUUUCUUUCUAGUCCUGAUAAUGCCAGUUAUAAAGACAACUUGUUUAACUUUAACGUGCCCAUCUUCCAGAUUGAAUCCGUUCAUUACAUUUUGCUCAAGGAUUUGGCAGAAACUUGGAAUUAUCCUUCUGCUUACCAAUUGAUGGGAAAGCUAUUGAAGAAUACCAGCAUGAAUAAGCAAGAUUUUUUGAAAACGAAUAAACAACUCAACGAGUCUCUUGUUGAAGGGAGCCUUAUUAAGGAUGUUAAGAUCAGUUAUUUCUAUGUUAAAUUGGACUCAAUUUAUCAGCUUGUUGGAAACAAGGAUGUAUUUUUCACGGACGAAGAGGAGGAUGACAUAGUAUCAGAGUCUAAGUCUUUCGGCGACUUUAACGAAGACAAAAUUACCGUGAGCCAAGUAUUUCCUUCUUAUGGGUUUGUUAAUUCUUCAAUAGACUUAAGGCAUUCCACUUUCAACUGCUUGACUAAUUUGUCCAAAUACAAUUAUUACAAGUCAGUGGAGAACUUCAGAUUCUUACCACAUUCAAAGCUACUACCCCUGGAAUUGGAAAACUUGUACAACGUGAACGACUACUCCAAAUUAGAACUCAAUAAACCGGAUGUAAUUGUCAAUAACAUCAAACGGAGAAAACCUUUAGGAAAACCCAGAAAGAAUGCCAUCAAUAUUGACCCAAAUUCUUUGGAGCUUAAGGAUACUGUUAUUCCUGGACAGGGUUUUAUUCAAGAGUUCAAUAUCAACCAUGUUUGUAAAGUUCCAAACUACUAUAUCACGAACAACCUGCAGGUUCUUACUUCUAAUUCUUCCAGCAGUGCUUCGUUGUUGAAUAACUUGAAUGCGAGCUUUCUUAACCUCCCCAAGAAAAAUGAUUCCAAGUUAGCCAGAAAUUUGUCUCAGUUGGCAUUUAAUAAUGAUUAUGAAAACUUCAACUAUACCAAGUACUUUUACACCAAGACAUACAGAGGCCCAGGAAGUGGUAAUUAUAAAGAUGCUUCGCUUGUCAAUAGAAUCAAUAAAAUUCCUGUACAUCAGGACUUUUAUAAAGUUUCAAGCAAAAGGCAUUUGAAGGACUCCAAUAAGAAAAGAUAUAAAUUACAUUUGAAAGGCUUAACCCAUGAGAAGUUUAACAAGGCUUAUGUUGACCACAUUUUAAGAGGACAGAGAAAGCAGGUAGAAGAUCAUGAAAAUAUGGAAAUGUUACAUAAUACAUUGCAAUUCAAUCUAUUGAUUAAUACUUACCGGGAUAUUUCAUUCGAUACUUGGAGUAACUACUUCAAAUUCAAAUUCAUUGAUUUUGAGCAGUUGGUGGAAUCCAAACAUGAUAGUGAGGAGUCUAUUAGACAGCCCUCUACUUAUGGUGGAGUUGGUUCAAAGCAUCUCCUAAAAAGAUUCAGCUUACCACAAGAUUACAACGAAAUAAUCAGAAGAAUGCCACUUGAAUUUCGUGAAGACAUAAAAAACCCCUUAUAUUUCAACAUGAAGACAUCUGAGUCCAAUAAUUCCCAAAUGUUGACCAAUAUUGAUAUCAUUAAGUUACCGAAUGCGAAUAUAAUAGGUUGGGAUAACUUAAAAAAGUAUCUGGAUAAUCGGGAUACCUAA